GCCCCUCCACGAUUCUCCCUUCCCAAUCCUUCGAUCCAACUACCUUCUCAUGGCUCACAAUCCUCCACGAACCUACCCUACUACCCGUCCGAUGAACCAGAGAUCCGACGGCCGAAACAACCUCUCCCGUCCCUGCACAUUUCUUUUCCACUCUGUUUCAUUUCUGGGUUGGGUCUGCGUACCUGUGACAUUAAUAUCCCGCUUCUUUUUUCCAAUCCACCUCCUUUUCCCCAAUUGCCCCAUAAACUUCAUUAGCUCCCGCCUCCCUUUUCCGUGUUUUACUCGUUUUCUAGCUUCGGUACAAGACGACGCCGAUACAAAAUGCAAGAACAAGCCACCAGUUCAGCUGCAGCCAAUUCUCUGCCUUCAAGCAGCGAGAGAUCUUCCAGCUCCGCGCUUCAGCUCGAGGUCAAGGAAGGUAUGGAGAGUGACGAGGAGAUCAGGAGAGUGCCGGAGUUCGGUGGGGAGCCGGCGGCGACGUCAGGUUCGGGUCGGAGCGCGGCGGUGGUUUCAGGGAUGGAGCGGGCUCAUCAGGGUCCCGGAGAAGGGACGAGGAAGCGAGGGAGAAGCCCUGCGGAUAAAGAGAACAAGCGACUCAAACGGUUGUUGAGGAACAGAGUUUCGGCGCAGCAAGCCAGGGAGAGGAAGAAAGCCUAUCUUAGCGAGCUGGAGACGAGGGUUAAGGACCUGGAGAAGAAGAACUCGGAGCUCGAUGAGCGCCUCUCCACUUUGCAGAACGAGAAUCAGAUGCUCAGACAUAUACUGAAAAACACAACGGCAAGCAGGAGAGGAGGUAACAGUGCUGCAGAUUGAUCGGCGCCAUGAGUUGAGAAUCUGUAAUCCAUUUGAUAUAUGAAGAACAAGGAUUUGAUUUGCAUGGAGAAGAGGAAUGGUAAGGAAGCACAUAAGCAUCUGUUUUCUGAUUCUAAUUAUGUGUAUGUAGAGGUAUUAACUAAGAAGGUAGGAGUGGCUUCGUGAAAGCGAGGAAGAGAAAGAACGAGUUAGAGCUGACGCGGCCAGAAUGGGUGCUCACAGGGUUGAGCUAGCGAGCAGUUGGGUUUAGACAUUGUUGGUGAGGCAGCAUUGCUUGCAAUGUAUUGAGGUGCAUCAUUUGCAGCAAGCCCAUGUGCUCAUAUGCGUAUGCAAAUGCAACUGUGGCCAUUCUUGCUGUGCCAACCCCAGAUAAAUGAAGAGAGUAGUAGAAUGAUCACGAGGUGGUUCGUGUUCGACAGAGAUUGUGUUAACUCAUUCCCCCAUAUGGGAUUGUGGUGUUGCUGAAAAUGACAUUGGUCGUUUGGCUCUCUUUUUCUUUUGAUUGUCUCUGUAUUUCCCAGCCCUCUAUCUAUGUAGGAGAAUUCUGGAUUCUGAAAUGAGAUUCUCGCACAACUUUGCAUUACCAAUUGAUAUGUUCAUUGCUCUAAAGAGGAGGGUAGAUCAAUCUGUCAUCACUUCAGAGCGUUUGAUCAAUAACAGUGCCCUGUGUGG
Linum trigynum is the source of this 1485-nucleotide messenger RNA. Lineage: Eukaryota; Viridiplantae; Streptophyta; Magnoliopsida; Malpighiales; Linaceae. The record is from the annotation of a GenBank genome assembly.